AUGACUCUGACCUCCUUUUACUCGACUAGCACCCCUCAGUCCACCCUUCCGGUCCUCGUCGUUGGCGCUGGGCCUGUCGGCCUGGUUGCAGCUCUCACGCUCGCGCGAAAUGGGAUACCUGUGAGGAUCAUCGACAAGCUGACGUCGUUCCACCCCGGCUCGCGUGGCCCAGCGAUUCAGCCUCGAACUCAGGAACUGCUGCACCAGCUCGGCGCGGAAGACAUGCUCCGGGCCACGAUCAAGAUGCCGCCGAUUAGAACGUACGCGUAUGGUACUAUGGAUGUUUUGAAGACGUGGGAUGCUGUUCCUCUGCUGGAGCCGACGCGGCAUAUACCAUAUGCGAAUCCCAGACUUUUGGGUCAGAAUGGCACAGAAAAGAUGCUGCGAGCCCAUUUGUCAAAGUACGGAGUCAAGGUAGAGCUCGGUCACGAGCUUCGAUCGAUCGAGCAGGGUGAUAAUUAUGUGGUCGCGCAUACUGUUAAACGAGACGGUUCAGAGGCGACAAUCCGGGGUAGCUAUCUGAUCGGCGCUGACGGGGGCAGAGGUGCCUGUCGAAAGCAGCUGGGCAUGACGUUCCUUGGUACAUCCAGGAAGGAGACGCCGACGGUAACUGGAGACGUCCGCAUGUCGGCAGACGGUCUCGACACCGAGCACUGGCACCGUUUCGGCACAGUGGAAAACACAGUUGUGAUGCUCAGGCAUUGUCCCGAAGUCGCCGAAGAGAACGAUGGGUGGCAGUACCUGAUUCAAGGAGAUAACCUCGACGUCGAGAGACUCCUUGCGAGCAAGGAGGCCGUGUUCAACGAAAUUGCAGCCACACUUCCGAUGAAGGUGCACUUCACGAGUCUCGUGUGGUCUGGAGAAUAUAGGCCCAACAUUCGCAUGGUGGACAGAUUCAGCGUCGGGCGCGCGUUCUUGGCUGGAGACGCUGCUCAUGUGCAUUCCCCUGUCGGUGGCCAGGGGCUCAACACAGGCAUACACGACGCUAUCAACCUCGCAUGGAAGCUCAUGCUCGUCGUGAAGGGAAAAGCAACCCCCUCGCUAUUGGACACCUACUCUGCGGAGCGACUGCCGCUUGUCGCUGAGAUGCUCAACAUCACGACGGGCCUCCUCGAUGCUGGCGCAUUCGGCUCGGACGCAGCGUGGCAGCCGCGUCCCGAGUCUCUGCGGAUGCUGGGCAUCAACUACCGCACGAGCAGCAUUGUCCUUGACGAGAUCAACGAUCCCAAUGACCGCGCAAAGAUACCCGCGUAUGGAGAUCCGAAUGACGACUCGCGGAGCGGGAGAGGGCUUGUUGCCGGAGAUCGCGCGCCUGAAGCUGCUGGGCUCGUCGAUGUGGCGGGCGGCGAGCAUCGAUUGUUCGAUAUCUUUGGCAUGACACACCACACGGUGCUCGUUUUUGCUCCCAGCGUCGAAGCUGCGGGAGGUGUUCUCUCUGUGGCAAAGGCGGGCGAUGACCUCGUGCGAUAUGUUGUUGUUCUUCCCGGUUCCGCGCAGAUCGAUGAGACUGCUGCCGCUGAGAGCAGGAAGACCGAUGGCGAUGGCAUAAUUAUCGUUCACGAUAGCAAGGGCAUCGCGUCCGCUGGAUACCAGACGGAGACGGCUGAGACGCGGGCUGUCAUCGUUCGCCCAGAUGGCUGGAUCGGUGGUUUGGUCCGUGAUGCUGAUGGCGUUCGUAGGUACUUCACCCAGAUACUUGCGUAGCGCAUGAGCUAUAGUAUAAUUUGUAAAUAAUUCGUAGGGGUGAUACUCGCGCUCUGUUACUGCUAAUCAAACUGAA
Molecule: messenger RNA, 1780 nt
Organism: Coniophora puteana RWD-64-598 SS2
Lineage: Eukaryota; Fungi; Basidiomycota; Agaricomycetes; Boletales; Coniophoraceae
Exons: 8
Coding region: 1-1704 (567 amino acids)
Molecular function (GO): FAD binding
Source: RefSeq, a predicted model, not a curated record